AUGACCCAGCAGCGGGCCAAUAUCCUAAAUGAGUUCUAUGCUGGAGCUUCCGGCCGUUCAGACGGCUUCCGGUAUUACAAGAACGCGUCGACACUACCUCUAGAAAUCGCACUUAUUAUACAGAAGCUAGCGCUACAUAAAAAGACGGCCCUCUGGCGGAAGUGUAAGCUACAGACCUUCUUCGCCAAGAAGCAGCACAUCCGGUAUUUUGUAGUGGAUGAUACCAAAGAAGCCACAAGAGCUUCAGACGCUAGUACAAAGAGCUUGGAUUCGGGAGAAGCAGACUUCUUCAAGCUAGUCGAUGAAGAUGUAGCCGUAGCAGAGGCAGAUGCUAAAGCAGAAGCCAAUAUCGUUCAUGGUUUCGAUAGCCACAGAUCUGCUGUAAUACCGUGGCUAAGACGGACGGGCAUCGAGGAGCACACGCGGGGCUUAAAGAAGGACGAGAUGCACGCCUCGUUUGUAGUGCCAAAGAUUGCCGAGAGCGAGCCCGAGUUGUUUUUAAUGCUAGAAAUCAUGGACGAGAUCUUUAUAGAGGCACACAGCUAG
Messenger RNA from Mollisia scopiformis, 546 nucleotides. RefSeq lists its product as uncharacterized. The coding region runs from base 1 to 546 and encodes 181 amino acids. The transcript is spliced from 2 exons. The record is from RefSeq and is a predicted model, not a curated record. Lineage: Eukaryota; Fungi; Ascomycota; Leotiomycetes; Helotiales; Mollisiaceae.